AUGGGAGGAUCACAGUCCAAACCUGUUACUAUAGACAUCAGUAAACAUUCUGGAAGUGGAGGACAAGUCAAAAAUGAUGGUAGAGGAUACUUCUACAAUAGUGGUAGUGGAAGAGUUAAUCUUACGGAUGACUGGUACCCUGACCCAGAAGGAAUUUACAGGAAGUUUACUCAUAGACCAAGGGAUGGUUGUACAAUAGGUGAUAUUAAGAAGGGAGGAACAUCUCAGAAUGGAUUUUUUGAUAACCUUUCACAAUAUUCCAGUGUCUCAGUAUACUAUUGGUCUCAGGAUCAUUCCUGUACUAGGCCACUCCUAAUUCAAUUCGGAAAUGGAGAUGAAUAUUAUACCACUAAUGGUAGAGGUACUUGGAAUAAUCCUGGAGGUAUUACUACUACUCUCAGGUCAAAGUUGGAUGGACAGAACUGUGGAAGGAACAAGGCUCACAUUAUAAAUAUUACAGAGAAGGGUGGUGGUACUCCUUACCGAUGUUCCAGUUGUAAAGCAAGUCUCCGCGUAUACAACGGCGGUGACUACUACGGACAUUCGGGUUCUAGAUCAUUCUCUGGCUUUACAAAUGCUAGCACUUGGCAAACCGGACUUCCAUCUCUAAACAACGUUGGCACUAUCAAGGUCUACUGGAAUAGCUUUGGCGAUGUAAAGCCUAUCGUAAUCGCUCAACAACCUCAUGCUGGAGGUUCGUAUAGAUGGUUCAGAAGAAAUGGUGGUAAUGUGAAUUCCUGGAUUGAGGUCUCUGAUGAACCUAGAACUAAAACUGGUACUUCUGCUACUGUUUCUACUCCUAAUCUCCAUCUGGAUCUCUCUAAACCGUCUGGAACAUACAGUGUUGGAAACACUAAUAUAAAGAUGGCUGUGCUAAGAAGUCACGUAGGUGGUGGUUAUUACAGAUACCAGUAUUCCCUGAGAGGUAGUCUUUUUAAUGUCAAGAGUGUCAUGCAUGGUCAAAUCACUCUUAUUGCUGGUGUAUCCUCUCAAGGCACUCUAAUUAGCGUAACAGCCUACUAUCUAGGAGACAGUCCCAAUCUGUCUAAUCUUGUCCUUGUUGAACUGAGAUCAAGUAGUGGAGGUACCACAUACCAGUACUUUUACAGAGUUCAGAAGGAUGGAACUGAUUGGUCUCCCUAUCCCGGACCUGGACAAGGAACUACUAGACUACAGGGAGAACUUCUCGAGCAAGCCCUGGAUACUCUUAAGAAGGUACAAUUCCCUGCUGAACAGACUGAUUCACAGAGCAUUGGUCAGCAGAUAGCCGAGUUUUUUCAAAAAACAUCUGUUUACGAAUUUGCGGACUGCGGAAGCUUGAUGUCACUGGAAAAUUUUGAAGAGCCAAUCCCUCAGUUUCCCAAGGAAGUCGUUAGAUGUAUCACCAAAGACAUUGUUUCGGCACUUGACUAUUUAUCAGGGAUAGGGGUUGCACAUCGCGAUGUGAAGCCAGAUAAUAUCUUUAUGACUAGCGAUGGACGUUUUAAAUUAGGGGAUUUUGGGGAAUCAUGCCUAAUGGAAGAUGGAAAAGUAAAAGGUUCCAAGGGUUCGCUGUACUUUGUGGCGCCAGAGGCGUUUUCUCUAGACUCUGAAUCAAUGCUGGAUGGCAGUGCAUUGGACAUGUGGGCACUUGGAAUAACAAUUUUAAUGCUCUAUUUUUCAAAGUUCCCGUUCAAAAAUCCGUCUAGUGCAGUUAUGAAACUCUUUGAUGAGAUACAAGAAUUUAGUGUAAAGGAAAGGGUAGAAGAAUUGAAAAGGGACAAUAUUGUGGAGGACGAUUUUGUAGAUUUUAUAUGUCGCAUACUGGACAAGGAUCCAAAAAAUAGAAUCAAACCGGACCGAGCAUUGGAUAAGAGAGGAGACAAGCCUAAAAGUCCACAAGGAAAAUGUAGACAUGGUUUUAAUGCAUCAUGGAGAAAUGUCUACAAUGAAAUUAGGGAUCCACAUUACAAAGUGUGCCAUCAUAAGAGUGACAUAACUAUUAUCAGUCGCCUAACAUAUAGUGGAAUUGAGCUUAAAGAUGUAGAAAAUGGAAAGGAACUCACCAGUAAACACAAUACAAUCACCGAGGUGUUUACUUACUACAGUUACAAGUAUGACGAAGAUGAUAAGGAAAUAAAGAGACCUUUAGCCUUAAGACUUAAAGAACGUAAUGGAAGAGCAUACUUGUAUUAUAAUGCGGAUGCAGAUAAAGAUGAAAAUAAAGGGCAUAAAGGAGAUCCUUUAAAUACAAAAUGGGAGGAGAUCAAAGGUGGAAAUAAGUUUUACGAUGGACAUGGUGAGCCAAAAGGUAAUGCUCUUAGAGAGAAGCUAGAUCAUCUCACUUGUAAACUCCACAAGCUUAACAUCGUUGAUAUUUUUAAUACUGAUAGGCAUAACUCUAAUUACUCUUGCAAAGCUUGUAGCAAGUAUAGUGUCACUGUCUCUAAAGAUAAAAUUUUUGAAGAAUAUACCAAGUACGAACACAAAUAUACUUCUAAGCCAAACUCCGUUAGAUACGAUGGCACCAUUCUUGAAUGGGAAGAUGAUGGAAAGUAUACUCCUAUUCCACUUGGAGCCAGCGAGAUCAGUCAUCUCACGGUAUAUUAUUGGGAUAAAGACAAGAAUCAUACAAAGCCUCUUGUGAUGGAAGUAGCUGUUGGAUAUAUGCCUGUUCCGGUAGGUAAUGAUGGAAAGGAAUAUAACAACAAGUGGACUAUAAUGAAAUCUGAAGAUUUAGAAGGAUCUGUAUCUGAGGAACAGCUUCAAGAACAAAAAUGCAAACUUUUCAAACCAGUGGUCAUAGAUGUUUCUCAGACCAAAGAGUAUGAUAAUCCAUACUGUGAAAAUAAAAAAUGUAGGGAAGGAUGUCCUGAGAACGUAGAAGUCAAUGAUUGUAAGGAGUUUGUACCAUUUGGAUAUAUUGCCAGACGGCAUAUUUAUAGAAAAUCAGAAGGAAAUUUUACAAUCACAGGCUUCACUAAUGGACCUCCAGGUAGCGGUCUAGGCGAGAAAGAUUUUCCAAUAUUUGAUGCAGAAAGAGUAAUCGUUUAUCUUUCUCAGUGUGGUGAUACUGAAAUACCCCUCCUGGUCUAUGUGGGCAGUAAUGGUGAAAAUGGAAAGACUCAGGUUAAUAAGUGGUACAGUAGGAGUAGUGUAGAUAAAAAUGACUGGAAAGAGGAAGAUGGACUGGGGAGUGAUCCUCCUGAUACAGCUGGUAAUCUUGAAAUUAUUCUCAAAGGUAUUAAGAGUGAGCUAAAACUUAACUGUACAGGAGAAAAGCCUGCUACACCACAAGUAACAGUAACACGUUCUGAAACAGAUCCUGAAGUAGGACAAGACCAAGAAGCAGUUGAGGAGGAGGGGGAAGGUGCUGUUGCCACAAGGAAACUUCUUGAACUGGUUAAGGAUCUUAUUCCUACUAAUGUGGCCCAACUUGAACCUAAUAAAGAUAGUAGAGAUGAUGGAGAUGACCAGGUUCCUGAUACAGAGUCUGAGACCAAGAUUCUUCUACAAGGCACUCCUGUUGUUAAUCAUGGUGUAAUUGGCACUGGACAACCUCCUCCUGCUGUUGUUAGCGAUAAUAGUGCAUCUGCAGUAGAAGGCCUUAGUAAAACAGUAUGGAAAACUGUUAGUGGCACCGUUGGUCCCCUUAUCGAUCUUGGAGUAGAUGUAGCUGCUAAACUUGGACCUGUUGCCUUAAAUGCGGUUGGAACAUAUGCUGCGGAGAAACUGGUUGAGAAUCUUCUUGAUAGUUCCACUGUUAAGGCUGUAGCUCCUUCAAUACCUGUUAUUGAUAGUGAUAGAGAAGUUGGAGCUGCUGGAGCCCCUGUUUUUAUUUCUGCACCUUUAUACUUUCCAGGUGGUAGAAUCUCUGGUUCUAGUGCUACUCCUAGACUUAUAGUUGGUCAUUCUAAACAUUCCCCCUUACCUGGUCCAUUUGGUGGUUCUAGAGGACAUAUUCCUGCCGGUUAUUUUGGUGGUACUACCCAAUUCUUAUCUGGACUAAAUGGUGAUCUUGCUACUUCUACUGUUGUUAGUAAUGUUGCUGGCCCUCCUGCUCUUAAUCCUCAACAACUUAAACAAGAAUCUGAAGCUCAACUUCAACAAUCCUCAGUCUCUGGUCCUGGAACUCCUUCUCAAGGCUCUUCUGAAGACCAUCCUCAAGAUAUUAUUAAGAUAUCUCUCUCUGUAACUACGGGUAUUCUUGGUACUUCAGCCUUGGCUUGUUUUGCAGGAUUCAAAUACUAUAGGAGCUAUAGAGGAGAUCCAUGGGUUAGACAGAUUUGA
Theileria equi strain WA is the source of this 4269-nucleotide messenger RNA. Its product is annotated as protein kinase domain containing protein. Gene Ontology annotation, biological process: protein phosphorylation; MAPK cascade. The coding region runs from base 1 to 4269 and encodes 1422 amino acids. Gene Ontology annotation, molecular function: ATP binding; MAP kinase kinase activity. The record is from RefSeq and is a predicted model, not a curated record. The transcript has 4 exons. NCBI's taxonomy places the organism in Eukaryota, Apicomplexa, Aconoidasida, Piroplasmida, Theileriidae.